CUUAAUAGAUAGUAUAUAUCGGGUCAGCUUCAACAAAAUAGGUUCAUAGCCAAUACAAUUGCGCGAUAGCUGAUGUUGGGUGUUGAUGGAUUGACGCAUUUCUUCAAAUCACUAAAACAGAGUCUGGAUCACUGCUUCAUGCAUCUUCUAUCACACAUGGAAUUGGACGACCAAUAAAUCCUGAAGCUGUGGUGUAUUAUGUUUUAAUUGAUAUUAGGUGGAACAAUUUAACAAAACUACAGAGUUACGAGUAGGUGUUACAGAGAGGGUAGAGUAUCACGUACUGUCGGCAACAAUCAAACUGGGAAUAUGCAGUUGGAAUAAUAUAUUGUGUCUAUUGGCAUGGUAGUAACGUGAGGUAUUGGGGUUAUGAUCGUGGUGCUACAACUGAUGGCGGAAGGCCCAUCGGGGACAGAGGAAAUAGUAGACGGUAUGGGAAACUACACCUAUGAGCAGAUAUUCAAUGAAAGUGGAACGGAUAAUGAAACAGCUAAACCACAUUAUAAUUUCUUUGUACAGUCUCAAUUCAUCACAGCUCUUAUAUGUUUACCUAUAAUUUGUACUUUCGGAAUUAUCGGAAACAUUCUCAGUUUGGUCGUGCUUCAACAAAAGAAAAUGUCCAGCUCGACAAAUACAUUUCUUUCAGCCAUGGCGAUUGCUGAUUCAAUUAAAUUGAUAAAUGAUGAGAUAUAUUUCGUGGUGAUAUUGAUGCAGCGCUAUAAUCCCGAGAUGAGCCAAACGGGAUUUGUACACAUAUAUCCCUACUCCCAUUUUGUUUUCAAUUGUGCAAUGUUGAUAACAUCUUGGAUAACUGUCAGUGUUGCAGUGGAACGCUACAUCUCAGUGUGUCAUCCUCACCGUGCUAAAAGCAUGUGUACUAUCCCCCGGGCCAGACUAGUAAGCUCUUGUGUUGCACUUGGCAUGUCCAUAAUAGCACUGCCAUCUGCCUUCAAAUACCACACUGUCGUCUCUAAGCCAUUGGAUAAUACAAGCGAGGGGGUAGUUAAUAUGACAAUAGAACUGACAUCAUUUGGAAAAGACGUGUAUGCUAUGAACAUAUACACAUGGAUUCAGACUCUACUGCGCUCCAUUAUUCCAUUAUUUGUGCUUGUAUUCAUUAAUGCUUCAAUAAUUCGUUCCCUCGGGAGAUCGAAAAUUCAGGGAGCCGCUAGUGCUGCCAGAUAUAGGAUCACCGUCAUGUUGGUCGCCAUUAUCGUCGUCUUCCUUAUUUGUAUCACUCCUGACGCCAUCAUGUCAACCUUUCUUGGCCUUGGUUACUACGAGGCUAACUAUCUGGUGCGUGGUAUCAGGGAAUUCACUGACUUGCUGCUUGCCAUCAACUCGGCUGUUAAUUUUUUACUCUAUUGCACGUUUAGUAAAGUUUUCAGAGAAACGUUUAUGAGUUUGUUUUGCAACUACCGUAUAACAUGCAACAAGUGUCUUUUGAAAAUAUCUUUUAAUGAUUAUACUAGCAUUAGACAAGCCCGUUGCGACAGUCCAUCACGGGGGGAAACAUUGAACACUGUAGAAACAGGAUCGAACCAGUCGACUCGACCUCCGCUGAACGGACAUGUCGAGUCGUCCGUUGACAAGAUAGCAUCUCCGACGCGUGACCCACAAUAAUUCAGCUCAAUAAUUCGUUAAAAUGACUGAGCAAGGAGAGCUUUAUAUAUAAAUUCUUGAUUAGUGUAUCACGAAGUAAUUUGUACCUGAAACCAUUUUCGAGGCACCCCAACAUUAGCAUCAUGUUCCCAAUGGAGGUUUGAGAUUGAAGGGAAAUGUAUCGUGUUAAUCAGUUUACCAAAUGAACUUAUGAUAUUAAUGGGGUUGAUUGCCAGUGUAUCUUCAGAGCAUCUUUAAAUUUUAUGCGCAAACAAAACAAAAAUGCCAUCUAGAAAAUUUAUGCUCUUAACAAAUUGAUUUUCCAUAUUUUAAAAGAGGAUGAUUGUUUAC
This is a messenger RNA of Owenia fusiformis, 1953 nucleotides long. The record is from the annotation of a GenBank genome assembly. Lineage: Eukaryota; Metazoa; Annelida; Polychaeta; Sabellida; Oweniidae.